AUGCCGAACAGGUUGGACGAAACCGAUGAAAAUGGAGAUGCCGCCGGCCAAGAGAACGGAGCAGACUCCAAUGAAGCCUCAUCUCCUGCCACAACUGACCUGAACAAUAACCCACUGAAACCAAGGCGGCUGACUCGGGCCGUGACCGCUGGUGCCCGUCGGCUGAGCGGCAAGACGAUGCUCUCGCGAAGGAGUACUCUCCAUAGUGACCGGAAUAUCACUGUCGACCUAUCGUGGUAUUCCUUCUGGCUUUCUUCACGGGUCCAGAACUUGCCUCUAACUUAUCGCCAAAUAACGCUCGAUGGCGAGCAGAUUUCAGAACCAGGGGUCCUCCAUCGUCUGAUGGAUAAAGUAGGACAAUACGUGAAGGAACGUAAAGGAUUGAGCGUUGACAACAUUAUUGAAUACUUACAGUCGACGGGUUCGAUCAAUUACACCGACACCAAAUCUCACAAUUGCGUUCGAGGGCUCAUCUUCAGCAUUUUAGGCUGGCAGUCAAUGCUGUAUCAGCCGGAUCUAACUAUCGGGCCUUCCACUCAACUGGCCAUCUAUCAUGAGGACUCUCUUCCUGAUUCUAAGUUUGUCUUCUACACAUACAAAAUGUCCGCUAAUUUGUGCGACCGUCCCUUGUUCGCCUUACUAAAGGGGUUCGGAAAUCUCCUGCCGGCAGGAUAUCAAACCCCCCAAGAAACCUCUGUGCUAAGUAAGAAAGCUGUGGCAUCAUGGAUUCCACUUUACCCGAGCGACGUGAAUGCCUAUCUCCUUACCACACUCCUUGGCGUCCGGUUUCGCUGGGUAGACUCUAUUUCUCUGCAUCUGGAUUUCGAUAAGUCGAGUCGCACUCUAUCGCUCUUCUGCUUCCCAUCAAUAUGUGUAUCGCAGCUAAGGGACGGAGGAUCAAUUUUUGCAUUUGCAAGCAUGGAGGCCGAGGCAGCGGACCCGCGAGCGAAUGAGAGCGAUAUCGCACAUUUGCUAGGAGAGAUUUUAUUAUCCUACCGUCUAUUGUUUGGUCAAUCAAAGAAAUCCCGUAAAGUCUUUCGACAAACUUUUGACCCGCAGAAACUCCCCUGUCCCCAACCAGAUACGCUUCUGGCAGUCUUAUGCUCCCAGAAGCAGGUUCCCGCGAAACUGGGAGACUUCCCACUUCCGGUAGACCGACACAUUUACUAUGCAGCUCGAGAUUUCUCAGUCCUGCACGAUCGAAUAGAACUGCUCUUUCAAGAACUAAAUGGAACCCGACCGAAGUCAAUAUCUGGGCUGUUGAAGGACAGAAGGGACACAUUACAAUUCUGGACGUUUUGGUUGGUUGGCAUUUUCGGUUCCUUGAGUGUGACAUUGACGUUUGCGCAAGUGGUCAUGCAGGCAUAUCAGGUUUCUCAUGGCAAUUAA
This is a messenger RNA of Clonostachys byssicola, 1389 nucleotides long. The record is from the annotation of a GenBank genome assembly. NCBI's taxonomy places the organism in Eukaryota, Fungi, Ascomycota, Sordariomycetes, Hypocreales, Bionectriaceae.